Molecule: messenger RNA, 1942 nt
Organism: Electrophorus electricus (electric eel)
Lineage: Eukaryota; Metazoa; Chordata; Actinopteri; Gymnotiformes; Gymnotidae
Gene: lhfpl5b
Product: LHFPL tetraspan subfamily member 5b
Biological process (GO): detection of mechanical stimulus involved in sensory perception; sensory perception of sound
Cellular component (GO): plasma membrane
Source: RefSeq, a predicted model, not a curated record
AUGGAAAAGAUGCUUCCUGCUCAAGAGGCUGCCAAAAUUUACCAUACCAACUAUGUGAGAAAUUCUAGAGCCAUCGGUGUUCUGUGGGCAGUUUUCACCAUAUGCUUUUCCAUUAUCAACGUGGUGGUCUUCAUUCAGCCCUACUGGAUCGGCGACAGUGUUAACACUCCACAGGCAGGAUAUUUCGGCCUCUUCUACUACUGUAUCGGUAACCCUAUAACUACAGAACUGGUCUGCAAAGGGAGCAUCCUCGAUUUUAAAUCAAUUCCAUCUGAGGCCUUCAAGACUGCAAUGUUCUUUGUAGGCACUGCAAUGCUGCUUAAUGUGGGUACAAUGGUUUGUUUCAGUCUUUUCUUUUUCUGCAGCACUGGCAGUGUUUACAAGAUAUGUGGAUGGAUGCAAACCGCAUCAGCUGUACUGUUGGUGAUGGGCUGUAUGAUUUACCCGGAUGGAUGGAACUCUGCUGAGGUGAAGCGCAUGUGCGGCGAACGCACGACCAAAUAUAGCCUGGGGAACUGCACCAUACGCUGGGCUUAUAUCCUAGCAAUCAUUUGUAUCCUGGAUGCACUCAUGCUGUCACUCCUUGCCUUCACUCUGGGGAACCGGCAAGAAAGUCUGCUACCUGAUGACUUCCAAGUUGAUAGUGGUGAAGGUAAGAAUCAUAGCUCACAUACACAGUAAAUGCACACCACAUUUGGCACUUCACUUUGAGCAUGGUGUGACAUUGCCAAAUUUACACUUGACUCCAAUGUUCAGAAUCUGUUGUAUGAAUGUAUGAAGUAAGACUAAAUAUAAGGUUUCAGAUUUCAAGGUUGUCCCUAACAAUUUAAUGUGUUACAGGAAAUUAAUGAAUCUAGAAGACUUUGGCAAGUAUUAACAAGAAGAGCAACCACACAUCACUGGGCACAACCCCUAAAGGCAGAUGGAUAGAGAAGUUCAAUUUAGAAUUCAGUCUUUCUACCAAAAACUUUGGGAAACAUUUAUCAAAUUUACUCAGCAUCGGAACUAGUUAAAAUCUCCAUUACUACCUUGUUUUAUUCUUACUUGACAUCUAGCAUGUAGGCUAAAAUGUGGAAAUUCCUAUACAAUCUAAUCUUAAUUUUAUACAACAUUCAUCUAAAUUCUAGGAAUCCUAAGAUAACUGUUGAAUGCAGCACAUCAAAUAAUAUAAGCAGUGAAAUUGCACCCAUCUUCCAAACGCUUUAUUAAAACAUUUCUGGCCAGCUAAAUAAUCUUAGUUAAUAUACAAUAGUAGUAUUUAUUUAAAAACUGUACAUGGCUGUAAUAUACAGAUCAAGGCAAAGUCUUUGGUACACAUAUAUAUACACACAAACAAACAUUAUCUUUUUCACAUUUUGCCCCUUUUGGUGGUGUUUAAGUUAUUUUCAUUGUGUGGAAGCUUCUUGAACAUAAUUUCCUACUGAACAAGACAACAAAUAACCUCUCAAGUGUAAUCUUGUGACAGACCAAAAAUGCCUUACCACAUAGAAGGAAAAAAACAGAAAAACAGAAAAUGACUGAUGCUUGUAACUGAGACAAAAUUACACAGUGAUGUGGUAUUUCCUGAAAUAAACUAUAAACCAGUUAAACUCAUUUCCUACAAUCUUAAUGUAAACCCAUUUACACCGCCUUCACACAGUUCCUUUUUACACAGCCUUCUCUCUCAAAAUGUGUAUCUUCCUAAAUCUAGGAAACACAUCUAACAAAAUGAUCCACUGGGUGUGGUCUUGCAUUGACCUAGCAAAAGAACAUGGGCCUUUCAACAUAGCACAGUUUCAAUACUAUAGAUGACGUUCCCUAAAAUUCUUUCAUGCGUUGUACAAAUCAAGAUGGAGAGGACAAAAAAAAGGAGAGGAAGAAUCUCUGCCUCAGGGAAUAUAAUUCAAGACAGUAUUCCACAGGUGAACAGAAUAAGCCACACAAAACAAAUAAGUAGCAUUCU